Messenger RNA from Homarus americanus (American lobster), 5638 nucleotides. RefSeq names its product transcriptional activator cubitus interruptus-like (gene ci). Gene Ontology annotation, cellular component: nucleus. The transcript is spliced from 11 exons. Gene Ontology annotation, molecular function: DNA-binding transcription factor activity, RNA polymerase II-specific; RNA polymerase II cis-regulatory region sequence-specific DNA binding. Gene Ontology annotation, biological process: regulation of transcription by RNA polymerase II. The coding region runs from base 133 to 4197 and encodes 1354 amino acids. NCBI's taxonomy places the organism in Eukaryota, Metazoa, Arthropoda, Malacostraca, Decapoda, Nephropidae. The record is from RefSeq and is a predicted model, not a curated record.
CCCACCCCCCCUACCGCAUCCCCCCCUACAUGGAGCACCUCUACCAGUCCCUCCACACCUCCCCCCAGGCCUCACCUGGGCCUCUCUCCACUAGAAGGUCGUGGUUUAUCAGUGGGCGGCGACUACCUCGGGAUGAGUGGGUUGGCGGCUACUAGGUUGAGUGAGCCUCAUCUCUUAGCCUCAUCUACCUUGACUUCUACCGAUCUACCUUCCUUCCUUGACGGUUCCCGGUUACCGUCGCCGCGGCCCAGUCUACGCCAGAGCCGCAAGCGGGCGUUGAGUUCCUCCCCCUACAGCGACUCCUUCGAUAUCAACUCAAUGAUCCGCUUCAGCCCCAACUCUCUCGUCUCCAUCAUGAACGGCUCCAGGUCCUCCUCCGCCAGUGGCUCCUACGGACACCUUUCCGCAGGAGCCAUCUCGCCGGCGCUGGGGAUGCACCCUGGGGUCGGGGCGGCGACUCACCUGCAGCAGCUACAGGCACACCUAAUGAGAGGGGCGUCGUUACCUGGGUCGCCGUUCCUGGCUCCGAGUCCUCUCCUUCAACACAGUCCUUCCCUCACCACACAUCACAGUCUCUUCUCCCUCUCCUCACAGCCAACUUUACCCACGUUACCGCCCAAGAUUGAGGCGGAGAAGAAGGCCUCGCCGACGAUAUCCAGCACGAUGGAGGAGGACAAGAACUCCUCCAAGGUGAAGAAGGAAGCGUCGAGUACCACCUCCGGGGCGUGUGGGGCUGUGAGUGCCUCGGCCAGGGACGACGACGGACUCAAGGAAGAGCCUCCGGAUUUCAUCGAGACUCACUGCCACUGGAGGGAGUGUAACAAGGACUUUAACACCCAGGACGACCUCGUUAAGCAUCUCAACAACGACCACAUCCACGCCAACAAGAAAUCGUUUGUGUGUCGCUGGAAGGAUUGUUCCAGGGAGGAGAAGCCGUUCAAGGCGCAGUACAUGUUGGUGGUCCAUAUGAGGCGGCACACGGGAGAGAAGCCCCAUAAGUGUACAUUCGAAGGCUGCUACAAGGCAUACUCAAGGCUGGAGAACCUGAAGACUCACUUACGGUCCCACACAGGAGAAAAACCCUACAUGUGUGAGUUCCCCGGGUGUACGAAGGCCUUCUCUAACGCCUCCGACAGAGCCAAGCACCAGAACCGAACACACUCCAACGAGAAACCUUACGUGUGUAAGGCGCCAGGGUGCACCAAGCGCUACACUGAUCCUUCCUCACUACGGAAGCACGUGAAGACUGUCCACGGGGCAGACUUCUACGCCUCCAAGAAGCACAAAGGAAAUGAUCACCCGAGUGCUAAUUCUGGAGGCGGCGCUGGAGGCAAGGACGGAGGAGCCACCCAUCCUGAAGGCUCUCCACACUCUGAUGGUGGCAAGGGUGGCUCUCUCUCUAGCCCCUCUGUCAAGUCUGAGGACCCGACCUCCCCCGGGCAGGAACACAGCCCUAACAUGGACACCGUGGUGGGCGGUGCAACACCCAUGGACCAGAGUCGGCUGCUGGAGGGCCCCAUCAGUGACAACAACAUCACUACCACUGGAGGCUAUGAGAACAUACUUGAACGAGAGGAAGUUUGGGAUGCUGUUGAGGACGACUUGGAUGCCAGCGUGGACCUACCAGUUGGGGUUGCGGCUCUCAAUGGUUUAGAAGGUUCGGUUAGUGGUCAGAUCAAUCUACAGGAACGAAACUUAAGAAACAGAUUAAAGAACCGCCUACAAGCUAAGGGUUUAGCCAAUAUCUUGCCCAAUAUCCCAGGUGGUCCACGGCGCAGCACCAGUAGUGGCGUAGGAGAGCUGUCACAGCGUAUUACAGAUCUCAAAAUGAACGGCGGGAUGACCACUCCUCAACAAGCCCGCAAGAACCUCCUCGACCUUCACUUCCGGCCAGGACAGACGAUGCUACAAAACAACAGACGGGACUCAAACUCCACCGUCAGCACCUACUACGGCAGUAUGAGAAGUGAUUCCUCGUUACAUCACAACAGCCGGAGAUCCAGUGAAGUGUCUCAGGUGUCGGCAGCAUCUAUGGGUCGUCAGAACAUGGUGCCAUCACCCUAUGACCCUAUCUCUUUAGGUUCCUCACGUCGCUCCUCAGAGAACUCUAACUUCAACAUGGCAGGGAUUGCACAGUCUAUGAGUUCACAUCUAGCCAAGUUACAGAGGCGUGCCAUGGCCACCAGUGAACUGUACAACACCUCAAACCUCGUCGUCCAGACACAGAACAUGUCAUUGAGCCAGGACAACCUACAGCAGGGUGGCUGGCCAAACAACAAUGCCAACAUGGGUGGCAUGAGCGCCUCAAUGGGUGGCAACAACUUUGGCUCCAUGGGUCCCCUUGGCCCUGUGGACCCUCAGAACCGCUGUGAGGGACCCAGGAGAGCAUCAGAUCCAGUGAGACCAUUAGACCGAGGAAUGGAGGACGGAAGCCGGAGAUUACACAGACACCACAGCUACACGUCUUUCAACCCUCGCACACCUCUGCCACCAAUCACCCCGCGUCAUCCAAACCAUGGCCUCCAGCUGGACCAGGUGGCUGAAGACGAACCUAUUGAGAACAAGCUGGUGCUCCCUGAUGACAUGGUCAACUACCUCAACCUGAAGGGCAAUGGUGACAAACUCAAGUCUGAUCCCAAAGAAAACCGUCGCCAAGGCAGUACUCCCAACACUCUGUCCAACCAGCAGAUGCCUUCCCCAGCCUACAGUGGUCAGCCCAUUCCUAGCCCAGCAUAUUCCAACCAGCCAAUGAUCAGCCCAGCGUACUCUAACCAGCCCAUGCAGUCCCCCGCCAGUAACUAUCAAUACCCCCAGGCAUCACCCGGGUACUCUGUGCCAUCACCCGCACAUCCCCAUGGCUACAACAAUCCUCCUAUGCAGUCACCCGCACCCCAACAACAGUUCAAUGCCACCAUGGCCCCGAACCCAGCGGGCCCGGCUUUCAACCAAAUGUCUCAGGCAUACCAGCAACAGCAGCCUAUGCCCCAGAAUUACCCCAUGCAGCAGCACCAGCAGGGACAGCAGUACUCACAACCACAUUACCAAGGACAGCAGAUGAUGGGGCAGCACAUGUAUGGCACCAUGAUGCAGCAACAACAGGGGAGGUAUGGAGGUAUGGGAGGCCAACAAGGGGGUGGAGGCUAUGGCAUGGGUCAAGGAAGUUAUGGUCCUGUACAUGCCUGUGGCCACUUAGCUCCACCAAACCUCCCUACACCAGCCUACCAAGCUCCCUGUGCAGGCUGCCAGAACCGCGGUGGCAGUGCUAUGGCUGGUGACAUGGCCGCCUACCAGGGCCAACAGGGGUCUAUGUCAAACUGGCAGGGGUCACAAAUGAACAUGAACCAAUACCAGGGACAACAACAAUACGGUCCACAGCAACAACAGCAGAUGAACAUGAUGGCUGCUCAGGGGCCUAUGGGGUACAUGGGCAUGGGUGGCCAGUAUCAGAACUCCAUGAUGCCCACAGGAGGAAUGAUGCCCAUGUCAUAUCCGGGGUCAAUGGGAGGAGACGUACAGUGCCGGGACGUCAGCCAGAGCUCACAGACUAAAGGUGGAAAGUCGAAAACAGGUACCAAAAACAGUCAGGGAACUUCAUCCCCUGCUGCUGCUGCCGCCGCUGCUGCUGCCGCCGCUGCUGCCGUUGCUUCUGCUGCUGUCUGUGGUACUGCUAGUGGUACCUCAAGUGCAGCAGUGGUCAGUAACAACACUCAGCAGCCUCCAGCUACAGCAGUCAGUGAUAUAGCAGCAACUGUGCCCUGCAUUCCUGUGGAGUCCAAACCAUCAGACAGUAAAUCAGUGGACACCAAGUGUGUGGACACGAAAGCUAACAGCAAAAACUUCAUGAAACCAGACACAUACCAGCGAACAUUAGAGUAUGUGCAGCAGUGCCAGAGCUGGAGUUCUACUGUAGUUAAGGAGGAGGUCAGCAGUACCACUGACCAGAAACCGAAACUCAACCCCAAUGGCACAGUGGCAGGGUACACGGAGCCCACAUCACAGAGUGCCGGUGGCAGCAGUGGCGUCAUCCCACAGCCCACACAGCAGCCAGCACAGCAGCCCAGCAUGCAAGGAGCAUCUAGAUUUGCCACACCUCUUCCUGUCGCUCUUGCCGAGACCUCCAACAUGGUGAUCAAUGACAUGACGUCCUCCCUCACAUCACUGCAGGAGGAGAAUAAGUACCUUCAGAUGAUUCAAUGACAACUUCAUUGGGUUAAUCGUGUUCCCUCAACCCUCCUGGUGUAGUCAUUGGCCAGCCCCUCUAGAGGCAAAAAGUGUUUAUGUCGCAGCAGGUACACAACGUCAAAUGAUUCCAGUUGCCAUAAUACCAUGCGACUCUGUCUUAACCCCUGAUAGGUGAUGGUGACUAAGUCCCACAAUGGCAUGGCUGUCAUACCAGGUGAUUGAGCCUGCCCAUACUACAUAACCUCCUCCUUUAGUAGCAGGCGAUGAGCUGUCCCGAUACCUUUGACUGGGUGUUUAGAUAGCCACAUAUGUGGAGGAAGUAGUCUGCCUCAGCUGUGUAUGUGGAGGGAAGUAUUACUGACCUAGCCACAUGUCCUUGGCGGGUAUUCUGCCUCAGCCAUGUGUCAGGAGGGUGAUGUCAUGCAUCUCCACCCGCACCUCGUGUCAUGCCGCCAAAAUGACUUUAACUCGGCCUCGGAUGAUUUCUUGAUACUGAUGACUGUGAUGAAUUUAGAAUGUAAAUAUUGACUUCACAAUUAAUUAAUAUAUUUGUACAGGCGUGGUGUACUGAAGUACUCAGAAGUGAUUGAACUCCCAGUGGUUCUGCUCCAGAGGACUUAAAGUAUUGUCUCAGAACUUAAUAUCAACUACUAGACUUGCAAUGGGUUUUGCAGUAGCCUUGUAACAGAUCAAUAAAGUGUCAUCCUUCAACAAGUAAUGAGCGUGGAGAUGGUAGGCCUUUAAGUACUACUAUUUCAACAAUCACUCUUACACAGUUAACUACAGGAAGCCCACGGCUGUGUAGUAAACUAAAAAAAAGUACUUCAUCUUGUGACCAACAAAGUUUUAAGUGAAGUGUACAAGUGCAAAUCGGAAUGUGGAAGUGUAAUAAUAUUAAAAACGUUGAUAGACUCCGGAGGUGAGCUUUACGUUCUGUGAGUUACAUUCUUUGUGAUCAAUAAAGACGAUGAACGAUGUGAUUUAAGAAAUGGUGAUAUACAGUGAUGAGAGAGAGGAGAGGAGACUUGGUGUUAACAAAGUGCGACAAACGUCUAUAAAGAUAAUAAGCCAAUGUUGUGAUCCCCCAUACCUCAAUACAUCUGUCUGACCAAAGGGACAAAAAAUAUUAACGGUGAUCACGUUUAAAAAACCUGACACCUCAAAGCCAGACAGUUUAUCCCCUCAAGGCAGUAGAUAAGUGCCAAGUGCCAUUAUACGAGCCAAUACAGUGCCAAAACAAAAUUGAAAACCCGUCCUGUAAGGUGCCAUAGUACGAUGGUCAUAUUCAGGGGUUGUUUUGUAACCAACGUGUAUAAUAAUGUGCAUAGUGACUAAUUAUUUAAGUUUUUGUAAUAACUGUGGUGUCUUCAUCAUGUCUUUCCAAUUUUUCGAUGAUUGUACUUACAAUACUUUUUUUACAUAAUGCGUAACUUCUUUGAAAUAAAGACUUUUUUCA